CUCUCUUUAUCUUCAUCUUGUUCCUCUUGAGUAGAAAGCUCUUUGAGUCGAACCUCGUUUUUGCAGUCUGAAGAACUUUAUUUGUUUGCUACGAAAAAUAAUCAUCAAAUGAAGGAACUAAAUGUAGCAAGCUCUGUGAUUCUGGUCUCUGAAUGCUUCAUUACUAGAGAGUAUAGAUUUGGUUCAGCAGAUAUACAAGACGGGGAUGUAGCUCAGAUGGUAGAGCGCUCGCUUAGCAUGCGAGAGGUACGGGGAUCGAUACCCCGCAUCUCCAAUUUUAUUUUGGGAUUACGAUUAAUCGAUCGAUCACGAUUGCUAGGGUUUGUUCUUCAACCUAUCUUCCUUCCUUUUAUGCCUUCACCUUAUUCAUAGUCUACCUGGCUUUCGUUAUUUCGGUCGGUACAGGUAUUUUGACACUGAAUAUGAAAAUAUCAACAUCUUUCACUUUACAAUAGCUGAUCAGCAUGCAUCUUUUUCACAAGGAUUUUUAGUAUAUCAAAAUUUUGCUUCUGGAGUAACUCUUCUGUCAAACAUUGAUAUGUGACUCUUUUUGUUAACACCAUUUGGUCUAGCAUUUAGAAGGAUUUGGUUAUAAUCUUCAGUGUCAUACCUUGGAAGUGCAUUUUCCCCAGCUACUUCAUUCAGCACUUUCUGCUCCUGAUUCUACUACUUUUUUUUUGCUGGGUGGUCUUAUCAUAUAUUGGUCUAGAAUUUUGGAAAUUCAUGUGUCUUGGCUUGUGAAAUAUUACAAUGAUUGAUUCACUGUUAGAUAAAAGUUCUAGUUACUUAGCAGCAACACAUUCAAUAGUAACACUGCUUCUGCCACUCCAAGGUAAUUGUAUUUUAACCCUUCCUCAAUACUCACAAACUUUGUUUCUUUUGUUUUCUAUUUCUAUUUCAAUCAACGAGCAUGUUUAAAUUUACGUCUUUUUGUGAAAAUUAGUGCCUGCCUUUUAUGUCAAUGUUGUUCCAAUAUUAUUGUGAGAGAAUUUAUGAAUUUAGAAGAGUUUGAUUAGUUUGGUUAAUUUGGAGUGUGAAUGAAAGAGUUUGACAUUUUGUUGGACAUGAAAUGUGAAUGUUAUUAGUUUUCGUGGAAGAUCCAUGAACCAGUGAUGGAUGCAGAAGUAGUAAUAAUACUCAAUGGCGGUACCAAAUAGAAAAAAAUUAAUGUGAAAUAUGUUACUAGUUCUUACGAAAUCAUGAACCUUUUAAGUUUAACCUGUGUAAAUCACGAACCUUUCAAGUUUAGUGUUUAUAUAAAUUUUAUCAGUCUUGGGUCUUCACUUUCUAUAAAUUCAUGCUACUUUAAGUCUCUCUACAGAAACUAAAAGGACUAUUUUUUUUUUGUUUGUUUAUAAAUUGUGGAAAGUAAAUGUAUAUGAUUUUAUCCGGUUGAGAGGGAAGAACGCUUUGCGUGUCCAACAGGUUCUCCGACUGAGAUUAGUCACUGCCAAACGGCAGUGGAUACUCUGUACAUGUAUCUUGGUUAUAAAAAAAAGUGGAUAAUUGACUACCUAAAAAUAGAUGUUUAUAGAGACAAAAUGUAUGUCUCCCUAAAGUUUAGUUUAUGGUUUAUGUUGGGAGGCUAAUACAUAUAAUAAUGAGAUUGAAAUCCCUAGUAGGGGAGAAAUGCUCCCAAUGUGAUGAACCUGGAUGUGUCCCUGCAUGAACUAUGAAGGUUUAUAUAUACAUAAACAAGACCAUGGAAUCUUCUUUAUAACCAACUCCUGUCUAGUUCUUAAUCUCUUCUCUGUUUCUAACCCCGUGUACUGCUAUGUAUUGGAAUUUCAUGUUUAUUCUAGUGAUUCAGUACCAUGGAUAAGUUUGUGUCAUUGAUUGCUUUGACUUGUGUUUACUCAUCGCUUAUCAGUAGCUUCCAUUAUAGAGUCAAGCUGAGAGUUUUAUGAUUGAUAUUUUGUGGGCAGUUCUGGCAAUGACAGAGGAAGGGCUUUUGAUACAAGAAAUGAUAGAGAAAGAACAAAAGGGCGUGGUGGCGGCGGUGCGAGUGGCUCGGGAAAGGAUAAAAUUGAUGCUCUUGGUAGGCACCUGCUGUUCGAAAAGAUAAUAAGCAACGUUUCAGCCUCAUAGAAGAGAACAUGGAGCUACUAACACGUGAAACCAAGGUCACACAGCAACGAGAAAGAAAUUGAGCACAAGUCUUCAUCAUAGACAUACCUAAAUUUUAAGAUACACAAAUUCAAACGAUGGCGGGUGGAGUUUUAGUUGCUUCAAAAAAUGGAAGGCAAUAUGAGGGAAAGGUUACAAUGUUUGUUUUGGUCACAUGUUUGGUGGCGGCCAUGGGAGGUCUACUUUUUGGUUAUGAUCUUGGUAUUACAGGAGGAGUGACUUCCAUGGAACCAUUCUUGGUUAAGUUCUUCCCCGGUGUUUACAAACAAAUGAAAGAUGAAUCUGGACACGAGAGCAUGUAUUGCAAAUUUGAUAACGAGCUCCUUACUUUGUUCACAUCUUCCUUGUAUCUUGCAGCUCUAAUAGCUUCUUUCUUUGCUUCCACAACUACAAGGAUGUUAGGACGCAAGGCCUCAAUGUUUACGGGUGGCUUGUUUUUUCUUAUUGGUGCAUUGCUUAAUGGUUUUGCUGUCAAUAUAGAAAUGCUUAUCAUUGGUCGUAUAUUACUCGGCUUUGGUGUAGGAUAUUGUAAUCAGUCAGUUCCAGUGUAUUUGUCUGAAAUGGCUCCAGCAAAGAUUAGAGGUGCACUCAACAUGGGCUUCCAAAUGAUGAUCACUAUUGGAAUCCUAGGGGCAAACAUUAUUAACUACUUUACUUCCAAUCUUGAGAGUGGAUGGAGAAUUUCUUUGGGUGUCGGAGCUGUCCCUGCAAUUUUGUUGUGUAUAGGAUCUUUUUUCUUAGGCGACACACCAAACUCUAUGAUUGAAAGGGGUCAACAAGAAGGAGCUAAGAAAAUGUUGCAAAAGAUUCGUGGCAUUGAUAAUGUCGAUGAGGAGUUUCAAGAUCUAAUUGAUGCUAGCGAGGAAGCCAAAAAGGUGGAACAUCCAUGGAAGAAUAUUACUCAAUUGAGAUACAGACCUCAACUAACAUUUUGCUCUCUCAUUCCGUUCUUUCAACAACUCACAGGCAUCAAUGUUAUCAUGUUUUAUGCCCCUGUCCUUUUCAAAACUUUGGGCUUUGGAAGCGAGGCUUCCCUCAUGUCCGCAGUAAUUAGCGGAGGUGUCAAUGUUCUUGCUACUUUUGUUUCCAUCUUCAUUGUGGACAAGUUUGGAAGAAAGAUUUUGUUUCUUCAAGGUGGUGUCCAAAUGUUUAUUUGUCAGAUUGUUGUUGGAAGCAUGAUUGCUGCUAAGUUUGGAGUUAACGGUGAAGGCUCAAUUAAAGCUUAUGAAGCUAAUCGUCUUCUGUUCUUCAUAUGCGCGUAUGUUGCCGCAUUUGCAUGGUCUUGGGGUCCAUUGGGAUGGUUAGUUCCUAGUGAAAUAUGCUCUCUUGAGGUUCGCUCUGCAGGUCAGGCUACCAAUGUUGCUGUGAACAUGUUGUUCACCUUUGUCAUUGCUCAAGUUUUUCUAACUAUGCUUUGUCACUUGAAGUUUGGACUUUUCUUCUUCUUUGCUGGCUUUGUGCUUAUAAUGACAGUUUUCAUUUUCCUGUUUUUUCCCGAGACAAAUAAUGUCCCAAUUGAAGAAAUGAAUAAAGUGUGGAAGUCUCAUUGGUUUUGGACAAAGUUUGUUUCAGAUGUUGAUGUUGAUCAUGACCAUAAGCUCGUUGCUUGAUUUCAAUAUUAGAAAAAUCUCGGGGCCUAGACAAUAUAUAUAAUAAUUUCAGCUAAUUCUAUCUGAUGUUGUUAUAGUCAUCUUGUAUUUAAGAUUUGUUUAAAAAAAAUAUUUGUAUUAAUUUAGGAAUAGUUUGUAAUAUAUUGUUGCUCUAAUAUAUUAUGCUUAUAAUUUUUGAUAAUGUUGAUUCUUCUCAA
Vicia villosa (hairy vetch) is the source of this 3934-nucleotide messenger RNA. RefSeq names its product sugar transport protein 10-like. Gene Ontology annotation, cellular component: membrane. Bases 2205 to 3737 code for a protein of 510 amino acids. Gene Ontology annotation, biological process: monosaccharide transmembrane transport. Gene Ontology annotation, molecular function: monosaccharide transmembrane transporter activity. The record is from RefSeq and is a predicted model, not a curated record. NCBI's taxonomy places the organism in Eukaryota, Viridiplantae, Streptophyta, Magnoliopsida, Fabales, Fabaceae. The transcript has 5 exons.